This is a messenger RNA of Wyeomyia smithii (pitcher-plant mosquito), 3874 nucleotides long. Its product is annotated as DDB1- and CUL4-associated factor 10 homolog. Bases 640 to 2337 code for a protein of 565 amino acids. The record is from RefSeq and is a predicted model, not a curated record. Gene Ontology annotation, cellular component: Cul4-RING E3 ubiquitin ligase complex. Lineage: Eukaryota; Metazoa; Arthropoda; Insecta; Diptera; Culicidae. Gene Ontology annotation, molecular function: protein binding. The transcript is spliced from 6 exons.
UUGCACAUGAUUAUGGACAGCACACCGCUGCUAGCCUAUGGGUUUGUGAGUGAUUACGGUUUAGAAUUGUUUGAUACUCGUUGCGGGUCGGAUGGGAAUUGGUUCUUACUUGGGUCGGAUCUUAAAUUUGAUGAUUAACGUGUAGUGAGGUGGAUACUUGAGCUCGUUGGAGGCAAGCAACCAGUUUGUGAAUCUGUGUCCUCUACCAGUGAGAGGGGAGCUAUUUUUUUGUCUGUUUACAAGCGGGAGUGAGUGAUCCGAGAGACCGGGAAGGAGAGAAAGUGUCAAAAUAUAAAAUAAAAAGUGAGUGCGAAAUAUCGUCUGUCAAAAAAGUCGAUAAAGUUAUUUUCUCAACCUCUUAUCGUCAGGCUGAAAAAUGUUUUCGUAAAAAUUUUCGUUGAAAAGUGUAUUGUUAUUAGACAAAUCGCGCUUAAUGGUGAAAAAGACGGUACAACUGCUGAGUUGUGCUGUUUGAUAAUCAGCUGCGGGAAACGCUUCAGUGAAUACUCUGCCUUUCACGUCGGCUUGUGAGCUUGUGGGUAGCAGCUUUCUUCCCGAGUUUUGUGCGGUUUCGGUGUCCGCCCUUGCGGUCAACUUCGCUAGUCUGGUUCGAGUGAAGGGAACGCCAUCGUCCUCAUUAUGACACUGCACUCGUGGUUGCGGCGCCGAGAAAGUGGUUUUCCGGCACGCUUCGGAGAUGGCGAUUCGGUGCACCGUGCAAUCUACUACUCGCUGGAGCCGAAGAAAAGUUGGAACGACCAGCGGAAUGCGUGCAAUACCUGCGAGUACGGCGGGGCCUAUAACCUGGAGUUCUCACCGGAUGGUUCGAUUUUGGUGGCCGCCUGCGAAAAGAAGACAAUUGUACUGUUUGAUCCGAUAACGGAGAAGCAAAUGUGUACCCUCAAGAACGCCCACAACGACAGUGUUAAUUGUGUCAAAUUCCUCGACAAUCGUAUGUUCGCGACCUGCUCGGACGACACGACGGUCGCCCUGUGGGACACCCGGAAUCUCAAGUCGAAAAUACGCAGCCUGCACGGCCACUCGAACUGGGUGAAAAACAUUGAAUACUCGAAAAAAGACUGCCUGCUGGUGACGUCCGGUUUCGAUGGGUCCAUCUUUACCUGGGACAUCAACAGCUACACCGAGCACGGGUUCGUGUACCAGAAGGUGUUCCACACGCCCGGACUGAUGCGCUGCCGGCUGGUGCCGGACGAAAACCGGUUGGUGAUUUGCACCACCGGUGGCUACUUGAUUAUCAUUCACAAUCUCAACCUGGCUUCGCUGCCGAUGGAUCUGAGAGGAUUCAGGCCCAACCUGUACCGAUUGAUGCAAUUGCGGCAGCAGUUCAUCCCGAACGCCGCUCGGUACGAUCACGCCUUUUCCAAGAAGCAAAAGUACAACCGAGUCGAGCUGGUUAGUGACUUCCCGGAAGGAAACGACGCGGAAGUGAUCAGCUCCCUACAGAUUCACCCUCAAGGCUGGUGUGCGCUGAGCAGAAACAUAAGCUACGACGAAAGUUCUGAGUGGAGUUGCGUUCACGAUAUUCAGGAAAUCUCGCUGGAAGAGGAAAUUGAUAGCGACUGUGAGGAUGAUUCCGCCGGAUCGGGCAGCGUCGGUGAGGCCAGCCUGCUGAAUCAGGAUGUUUCUACUGCUGGAGAAGGGGGCGGUGGUGGUGGUGGUGGUGUUGGCGGCGGCGGAGGAGGCGUGGAAACCCAAGCUGAAGCAGCAGCGGCUGCCGCCUUAAUCAACGCAGCCGUUGGAGAACCACUCGAACCCAACAACGCCAACGGAAAUCGCAUUGGUACUAACAACAAUAACAACAACCAGGUAAACAACGUAGAUUUCCCCACGCCCAAUUCGGACAUUUGGGCGGCGGAGGUUUCGCUGCGAAACCGCAACCUACGGGUGGAAAACACUCGCUCGCUAAAUAUGGCCAACGUUUACGGCAUCACGAGCGGUCUGAUUCCGCUCACGCCGGUGGAACAUCAGCACAAGUUCCAGCAGACGAUCACCGAAAACGUGAACCGAAUGCUGUACUACAUCGAGGAACCGAACAAGGGCAAAGGGUUCAUCAAGGAGCCAUGCUUCUCCUCAGACGGGCGGGUGAUUUGUUCACCCCACGCCCACGGCAUCCGGCUACUGGCGUUCAACGCCGAGUGCAACGAGCUGCCCUUCAUCACCGAUCGGGUUAACGAGGGCCCUAAACCGUUCCACGAAAUCAAACGAAAGCACUGCCACUCGGAUGUGGUGAUCAGCAGUAAGUUUAGUCCCAAGUUCCCGCUGCUGGUAUCCGGCUGUCUGCGGGGUAAAAUCGUAUGGCACCAACCGGUGCUGUGAAUGGUUUUCCAAACUGAGUUUUGAUUUGUUGUUAUAUUGUUUACAAUUUUUUUGGGGUUCAGAAAAACUGAACAGAACAUUAUCAUCGAUUACCAUCCUUUUAAGGUACUUACUGUGUAGCAGAAACAUCACAGAUCGAAGCAAAUUUCGGUGACUGCUCAAGCAAGUAACGAAGUGACUUAACCUGCAAGUCUCUUAUAGGAAAAGCAUUUACAUUUUACAUCUCCUUCCAUUUCUGUUACACAAGCAUGCAUGUGGCAAGUGCAUCAGCCACCUGUGUGACCUUUAUUGAUAUCGGACCUUCGGUCAACUGAUUUCUAGGACUUACGUAUUUAUGUCGAUAAAUGAAACAAAAGCAACUGAAAGUAAGGAGAUAAAGCAAAUACAAAUUAAGAUAAAAUAAACAGAACAAAAAAAAACUCUUUUGUGGUGAAAGAAAGUUCCGUUCAAUUCAGAAUGAUUAGAAUACGUUUCUAAAACGAUCCCAAAAGGGAACCUAAAUCGAGCUCAAAAUCAGUAUAAUUACAAAGUGUGAUCAAAAACGCUGUCUAGAGAAAGCAUGAGCAAGAAACAAGCUUAAACAAAAUUAUCCAAAUAUAGUUGCUACUUCUAAAGACCCAAAGAAUGAUCUCAAAUUGAGAGCUUUGAAUCGAUGGAAAACGCUUAUAAAGGACGAAAAAGACGAAAAUUCAACAACCCAAACCCAAAACACUCCAAAAUACUACAAGGUAUACAGCCCUAGGGUUGUAUGAAAUGGUGACGUGGGACUAAACACUGUAAUUAGGGGAUUUUUUGUUACAAAAUAUACAGAGUCUGCAGACAGAAUCAAUGUGUUUGCUCAGCGACUGUACGUAUUUUUAUUUUCAGCCUCCCUGGAAAUCAAUAUUUGGAAUAUAUUCAACAACACUCAAAAGAAUAUCAUUUAUAUUUGGCGAUAUUAUGCCUGUAGUAUUUUUUUGUGCAAAAAAUAUGUAUUUGACAAGGCACAAGCAUAUCGUGCUUGUUGAAGAAUCACAAAGAAUUUCUCGUAAUGCGUCAAAGUCAGAAUUAACUCUAUAUCCUCAAAAACCAAAUCCAAUAAUACUUACGUUAUCAUAAUGAAUGGUUUUGUUUUAUUUAACUGUAAUUAAAUCAAAUCUAUAGUAUGGAUCUUACUUUCAAAAUAAUAUGGAAGCCCUUACAAAGGUUCGUCAAUUAGCAAACAGAAGACAAUAUUUUAAACAAAAUUAUUAACAAGUUCCAGCAAAAAAUCGUAGCAAUCCACAAUUACAUUUUUUUUUUGCUUGACAAUUUUGUUUAUUUGCCUACAACUACAUUCGCUGUAUUACGGAGACAGGAAAUAUACGUUUAUUAUGGUAAAGCUUAGAAUAAUCAUAUAUCAUCUAACAAUUUUGAAAUGUUAAAGAGAUUCUGUACGAAUCUCACUGAAUAAACAAAAAAAAAAUCACAAGCAUUCGCAGGCUCUUACUCUUCUAUAAAUGUAUAUAUUUAGGAAUUUACUCUUUCGAUACUAUCCGGUCAAGAUUAUUUAGUGAAU